Molecule: messenger RNA, 2399 nt
Organism: Xiphophorus hellerii (green swordtail)
Lineage: Eukaryota; Metazoa; Chordata; Actinopteri; Cyprinodontiformes; Poeciliidae
Product: phospholipase A and acyltransferase 2-like
Exons: 2
Coding region: 1119-1622 (167 amino acids)
Biological process (GO): N-acylphosphatidylethanolamine metabolic process
Cellular component (GO): cytoplasm
Molecular function (GO): glycerophospholipid phospholipase A1 activity; A2-type glycerophospholipase activity
Source: RefSeq, a predicted model, not a curated record
UAUUUAAGGGUAUCAGAGAAAAGGGGGCUGAACACCAGCGUACAGGACCAUUUCACAAAGCACGUCAUGAAAAUCUAGAUAUCCCAGCUCUAGAUAAUUGGACUUUAUUUUUGCAUGUUUUUAAAACCAGGUUUUUUAAAUCACCAUAACAAAAAGUUAAACACUUAAAUACUUAUUUUUCAAUUAAAAAUUAUUGCGAACACAAUACUUACAUUGAUUCAUUUUUUCUACAAGGAGCACCUGCAGAAUAUUAAUUUUAUUUUUAAUUAGGCUGGCGAUGUAAUGCUUUGUUUUAACAGGAACUGCUUAAUAACUUAUAUUAUUUUAAUUACCAUAAUAUCUAAUUACCUGACUGAUUACCAUAUAGCAUCAGUCUAAAUGCCCUCAAAGCAAAUAUCAGGAGUGUGAAAGUUGGAUUUUGCUUUUCCUACAAUAAACCUCAGCUGAUUAUUAAAACAGAAAAUAUUAGCAAUCAGAACCUGACAGGUUCAAUAAAUUAAUUGAUCUGAAAUAUUCCACAUGGUGGAUCUUGGUAUUUAUUUUAAAUUAAACCAUAGUCAGCAGUACUAAUUGGGCCAACUGGGACAAAUAAUACCUGUAGCUGUGGAAGACAAGUGGCCACACUGUCGGCUUCAGUGCCUCUCAGCUUUUGAAAUUGACUGUGAAGAAACGUCUGAAUCAAUACGAGACGUGAGGACUGAAAACUUAAAGAAUUACUAAAAACCAGUGAGAUCAACAAGAGAAAGACAUUUUUUACAUGCCGGACACUGAGGCUGUUUGUGUCCACCUGAUAGAAUAAACACAAAUAGAACACAUUGCUGUUUAAAAGUUAAUUAUUAGACCCGAUAUCAUGCUGAAGCAUUCACAAUCAUCUGGUGCUAAAGAAUGCUUGUGUCAGAUGAUACAAACGCACUCAGGAAAACAGUCAACCAGAUGAUAUCAAACCUGCAGUUAUGGACCGCUUAGGAAACUGGAGCAGCAGUUUUUCCCAAAACACAACACAAAAGGUUAGAUUUUUUUAUUUUUAUAUAUAUGCAAAACAUUUUAAAAAUGCUGCUUUUUUCAUGAGCUAAGAGGAAGUCUUGAAAAAAUGGCUAUAAUUUUAAAGUCAAAAGACAAUGUUGCAAAAUAAAAGUGACCCAGUAACAUCAAUGUCAGAAAAGCUGUCAUUUUUUUUCAGUGUUAUUUUUCUUUUUAGGUUGAUCGUUGUGUGUCUACUGCAGAUCGGAGAGCUGAUAGAGUUUGUGACUCCAUGGUUAGGAUUGUCUCUUUGGGGUGUUUAUACUGGAGAAGGUUAUGUUAUCCACUUUGGGGUGGGAGAUGAAAACAUGCCGCAGCAAGCAGGCCGCAGCUUCCUUCAGCUGAUGGCUCCGAAAUCCAAAGGUGAUCGGGUCCUGAAGAAAACCAGAAUCAGCAGGCAGCACAUCCCAGAGAUCCGAGUCCCUGCAGAGACUCGCAUCAGGGUUAACAACAACAAACACAACCUGACUGCAUCUCCACCUGAAACCAUCUGGCGUCGCUGCGAGACUUUCCUGCAUCAAGAGUUCAAGUACGAUCUGGUCAACUUCAACAGCGAACAUUUUGCCACAUUUGUUCAAUAUGGCCACGCUGUGAGCAACUAGGUUGGUAAAAUACUUUAUGUGGUUCUAAUGGUUGGUUAAAAAAAAUACUUUAAGUCUCCAAAGAAUGAAGGGUCAAAUAUGCCAAAAUUAAAUAUUAUAUUUUAAUUUAAAUAAAACUAGAAGUAAAUAUAUUCCAUAAAUUAAAGCCCAACUAUAUCAAUAUUACAAUUAAUUACUUGACUGAAUAAUUAAAUGAAAUAUUUGCUUAACUUAUUAAAGUCAUAUCUUGGUUAAUUUGUUACUGUGAACCAUAAAAUAAUGAUGAAUGCAGUCCAUCAGUUUGCUCUUAUCUGAUUGGUUAAUCUGCACAGGAAAUCCACUUCAUGCCAAUCAUCUAGAAUCUAGAUUAUUGUGGGCACCACUCAUUGUAUUUAAUACAGGAUAGGAAAAAGAAAUCAUGAUAUACUGCAAAAUCAUUAAUGAAUUAAUUAAAGGUGUAACAAUGACAUUUAAUUAUUUUGUAUUAAAUAAAACUUUUAUAUUUAUCUUUUUUUAGCAGAACUAAUGAAACAUAAAUUGUGGCACUUUUGAUUCUCCAUACAGCUAAUAAGAAAAUAGAUGUUUUCAAUGUUAUGCAACUGCUGAUUAAGAAAUGCCACUUUUUAAACUGCUUUUUAGUUUUAUUUGAGAAGUGUGUAAAAAUCAAAGGAAAAUAACAUACAUUUGUUUUACCAAAGAAAAAAACCCACUAAAAACAUCUUAAUUUCACUGGGUUCUUCCAGUAGAUCCCCUUCAAUAAGAACGAAGCUCAUUCAGACACAACUAAGACUCUCCAAA